This is a messenger RNA of Alternaria rosae, 793 nucleotides long. RefSeq lists its product as uncharacterized. The record is from RefSeq and is a predicted model, not a curated record. The annotation marks the transcript as partial. Lineage: Eukaryota; Fungi; Ascomycota; Dothideomycetes; Pleosporales; Pleosporaceae. The transcript has a single exon.
GCAUGUUCGUGUCCUGCCUCUUCAUCAACCUCUACGGCAGUCUUGCCCUCGCUCUCAAAACCCCUCUUUACCAUCGUACAAACAGCCAUCAUCCUCUUCUAGCGGAAAGGUCCACGACUGUUGAGAUCGUGUCAGGUGCACGAGGUGACCUCGAUACCAAAAACAUGCCAAGGUUUCUAAAUCGACGUUUUGUGCCGAGAUUUGCUUCAAAUGAUAACACAGACUUCGACGAACGGUGUACGCAGCUUGUGGAGCAGACUUCAAUUGAAGUGACAAGCAAAGAGCGGUGGGUUGUAGACGUCGACCUUGACCACCAGCAAACAUUCGUGUGCAUUCUCCUAGUUCUGCUGGUGGGGUUGAAGGUGUUGCACCUCGGAAAUUGUGCAGUCCAUCAUCUGUCCUUUUCGAAACGUGUCGUUGGCCUAUAGAAUACCAGACAAGCUCAUGUCGGCAUGCCUAACCCAAGGCAAAGACACGUCUCGGCCUCGUGGACGAGUUCAUGUCCUGAAGAGAUAUUCCGAUCCGUUGCCGCUACGACUCACAAAGUCGAGUUGGCUGUUUCCUCGACCGAUGAGCUCAGAAGGCGGCCCCAUCCAACGCAGAGUUUGGCAUGGUGGCACACACUAGAAGUCUCGGCGUACCCAUUCGUACUGCGGCACCAGCAACACACAUCUUCGUCUAUAGCGAAUUGUCGGCGAAGGUCUCACAACGCGUGAUGCAAUAUGCGUAAGAACAAGUAUUGAACAUUACGUCAACAUAUAAUAUACAGAUAUGAAGCCUAACAACAACCGGG